UUUAUCUGUUUGACGGAGGGCGUUCACUGACAAUGUUUUUUUUCUUUGUACUCCUUUUUAUUUGGUCAAGUGGACGCUCGCACUUUUUCUCCAUUUCAGAUUAAAACACCAACCGAAGACUCUCAAAUAUCAGAUUCUCUUCGUAUUGAUCCAGCUCCAUCAAUUAUUGAGGAGGGUUCUUGCCUUUCUUCAAUCGUUUCUCCAGGAUGAUAUGAUAUGAUAGGACACCCGAAUGGUUGUUGUAACCUAUCAAACAGCUUAUGGUUGAGGAUUUAACCUGAUCUCAUACAAUAUAGUCUGGGUUUAAGAGUACGUUGUAGUAGAGGCCGUGGAUCGUAAUUUCACUGUGUGUGUGAAUUGGUCAAAUAGUCAGUUUGUUCCGAUUGUGGGAGUUGAAUGGCCAGUUAUGUAAAGUGCGUUACAGUUCUUUUUGUUGACUGCGUUGAUCGAGUUGUUGGAAGAUGAUAAGAGGUUUUGCUCUGAUCAAGCUUGCUUAGUUUGUGGUUUGUUUCUCUUGAGAGGGUUCCGGCUGGCCUUUGUUCGAUCGUCUGUCCAGGAUGAUAUGGUAGCUGCUUCAUUUUCAGUGUGUUCCUGUUUCGUCCUCUACUUGGGAAAUUAACGGGGAGCUCAAUAGACAUAUAUGAUGGGCACUGAAUUACCCUCCUCCUCAUUUGCCUCUUCUUCAAACACACAAUGGACAUAUGACGUUUUUCUCAGUUUCCGAGGUGAGGAUACUCGUAAGAGCUUUGCAGAUCAUCUAUAUGCUGCUCUAGACCAAGAAGGUAUUUUCGUCUUUAGGGAUGAUGAAGAGCUUCAUAGAGGACAACCCAUUUCAUCAAAUCUCCUGGAAGCAAUACAAGUUUCAAGAAUCGCGCUUGUUGUUAUCUCAAGAAACUAUGCUUCUUCGAAGUGGUGUUUGGAUGAACUCACUACAAUUGUUGAGUGCAUGGAGGAUAGAGGGCAGGUAGUGUUUCCAAUUUUCUAUGAUGUAGAUCCGCGCGAGGUGAGGAAACAGACUGGAUGGUUUCGACAAGUCUUUAUUGAACAUGAAAGGCGCUCUAAGGAUGACUUGGAGAAACACAAGGUGCAAAAGUGGAGAGCUGCUUUGACUCGAGUGGCCAAUCUAUCUGGAUUUCAUUUACAGGAUAGGUAUGAAUCAAAGUUUAUCCGAGAGAUUAUGGGAAAGAUAGUAAAUGAGUUGAGAGGUACAGUCCAACAGCCUCAUUCGGAUGAUCUUGGACUUGUGGGAAUUGACUUUGCUGUUGAGGAAAUAAUGAAGUAUUCAGCUACAGAUCAAGGGAAUGAUGUUGUCUUUAUAGGUAUAUGGGGAAUGGGUGGGGUUGGCAAGACAACUCUUGCACAAGCUUUUUAUGAUAAAAUCUCUGAUCAGUUUCAAGAUAAAUGCUUUCUGAGAAAUGUUAGAGAGAUUUCUAGACGAGACGGUAUUGUUGCAUUAACAAAAGAUCUCCUUCGCAAUGUCUUAAAAAAGAUGGAUGUGCAUGACAGUGAGGUGAGGCAUAGAUUUCGUCGUAAAAAGGUUCUCAUCAUUCUUGAUGAUGUAGAUAAGUUAGAACAAUUGCAAGCAUUAGCUGGAAGCAACAAUUGGUUUGGUCGAGGGAGUAGGAUCAUUAUAACAACCAGGGACAGUCAAUUGUUGAUUGCUCAUCAUGUGGAUAGAUGUUACAAGGUCAAGGAAUUGAAAAGUGAUGAUGCCCUUAAGCUUUUCAGUUGGAAAGCCUUCAAGAAUGAUCAUCCCCCAAAAGAUUAUAUGGAGUUAUCCCAUAGCUUUGUAAAUUAUAGUAAGGGCCUUCCCUUAGCUAUUGAAGUUUUGGGUUCUUUCUUGUGUGGUCACAGCCUUCACGAAUGGGGAAGUGCCUUUAGUAGAAUACAAGAACAUCUUGACAAAGAUAUCAUGUCUGCACUUAGAAUCAGUUUUGAUGGAUUGCAUGAGAAGGAGCAGCAAAUAUUUUUAGAUAUUGCAUGUUUCUUCAAAGGACAGGAGAGAGAUGAGGUGACAAUAUUGUUGGAGGGUUUUGGUUUUGACCCAAUCAUUGGUAUAAGUAAUCUCAUUCGAAAAUCCCUCAUCAGUAUGGUAGGGAGUAAAUUGUGGAUGCAUGAUUUGCUUCAGGAAAUGGGUUGGGAACUUGUUCGUGGGGAAUCUCUCAAUGAACCUGGGAAUCGUAGUAGAUUAUGGCAACCCGAUGAUGUGCUUGAUUUACUGAAGUAUCAUAAGGGAUCAGAUGCAGUUCAAGGGAUAGUCCUUACCUUGCCUCAAGAACAGAAGGAGCAAUUGAAAUGUGAUGCCUUGUCAAACAUGAAAAAAUUGAGAUUUCUUAAAAUGUCUAAUGUGCUCCUUCCGUUGGGCCUCAAUUAUCUAUCUACUGAGUUAAGAGUUCUCGAAUGGCAUGGAUAUCCUUCAAAGUUGUUGCCAACAGAUUUCCCAUCGGAGAAGCUUGUUCAACUCAACCUGUUUGGCAGCCAUAUCAAACAUCUAUGGAAGGGAUUCAAGUGUUUAGAUAUGUUAAAAUCAAUUGAUUUGAUGGACUCUGAAAAUUUGAUUGAGACACCAGACUUCACGGGUGUCCCAAAUCUUGAGAGGCUGAAUCUUGAAGGUUGCACAAAAUUAUCUAAGGUUCAUCCAUCCAUUAGCAAUCUCAUACACCUUAGAUUAUUGAAUAUGAAAAACUGUGAAAGGCUUCAGAUCACUUCAUGGGACAUCAGUUUGAAAUCUCUCGAAAUUUUCAAUCUUUCGGGCUGUGCACGACUCAAGAGAUUUCCAGAGAUUGUGGGAGAUAUGAAAUGCUUGUCUAAAAUUUAUUUAGAUGGGAGUGCUAUAGAGGAACUACCAGUGUCAAUUGAACAUCUGACUGGUCUUACAUUGUUGGAUAUGGCUCAUUGCAAAAAUAUUUUGAGAAUUCCUAGUGUCAUUUCAAGUUUGCCAAGGCUUAAAACAAUCAUUCUGUCAGGCUGCUCUAAUCUUAUUGAAAUUCCCGAGAACAUUGGGAAUGUGGAAUGUCUUGAAGAGUUGGAUAUAAGUGGAACUGCUAUAAGGCAAAUGCCAUCAUCCAUUGUGUACCUCAGAAACCUCAAAAAGUUAUCCUGCUCCUGGUGCAGUGGUCAAGUUUCUACAUCACUGCUCUUUCCCUGUCUUCCAGAAGUAUGCCCUGGACCGAACUUCUUGUUACCUGCUUCAUUGUCUGGUUUUAGCUCUUUAAUGUCAUUGAAUUUAAGUUACUGCAAUCUGAUUGAUGGUGCCCUCCCUAAUGAUUUGGACCGCAUGUCAUCAUUGAUGGAGUUGAAGUUACGGGGAAACAAUUUUACAAGCAUACCUGAAAGUAUUUGCCGACUUUCUAAGCUCAUAAAACUUGAGUUGGAUGGUUGUAUCCGGUUGCAGUCAUUGCCAAAGCUUCCAUCGAGUAUAAAGUUGGUUGGGGCAGCUGGUUGCAUGUCACUUAAAAGUGAUUCUGAUCAGUAUGAUGUAUUUUAUUCAAGUGAAAAAACUGUUUGGAUUAAUAAGCUCACAACAUCAACCAUAUGUUCCAUUAAUAUUAGGAAUUCACAAUUUGCAGCAUGGCUGAACAUAUAUCAUGAGGUUAAUGAGGUACAGGUUGAUAUAAGUCUACCGGUGAGAACGGCAUAUGGUUUAUCAAUUGGAACUCAUGGAAUACCAAAUUGGUUCAACAAUUGGAGCAGAAACUUUUCUAUAACAAUCCCGCUUCGAAAGGGCCUAAUUUAUAACAGUAGGCUAUGGAGAGGAUGUGCCUUCUAUGUUGGUUUGGAAGUUGAUGAGAAUUUUGAUACCAGUUCUGAUUUCAAAGUGAUGCACAAGUUUGACUGUUGUUUUGAUACCAUGGAAGGUCCCGGUUACAAACAAACUCUAUACCACGAGGUAAAUGCUAAAGGUUUCCAAUUGACUGGGUCACUUGGAUAUUGGAUAAUAAUACCGCAUCUGUGGUUUUCAGCAAGGUUGAAUGCCUUCAAUCAGUGCAGUAGCAUCCAGGCUAACACUACAAUUGAUAGCCCAUACGUCGAGGCUAAAAUGAGUGGUGCCCGUCUACUCUACGAAAAAAGAGAUUAUAUAGAGUUUAUCCAUGCAAUAAAAAAUGCGACUCGUACUUCAAGAUUUAUGCAGAAUAACAGUUCCUCUGUAAGUUUGUUGGCUGAGGAUGGUAGCUGCAAAAUUGACUCGAGCAUUUCGUUGAGAGAACAUCUUAGCUCGCUGCCUUCAGAUUUAAAAUGCUAUGAGGGGGUAAAUUUUGCGGCAUCCAAGUUCUACCUUAUUAAAGGCAGAGUCUUUCAUCGCCAGACCUCGUCUCUGUUAGGAGAAAUCCUUCAGAAAUAUUCUGGUCAGCACUCGGUGUUUUAUAGAGGAACUUUUCCUCAAUAUGGAAUUCCAGAAUGGUUCUGCAGUGUGAACAGUUCCUCGGCAGCCUUCCCGCUAAAUCCUAUGAAUGUGUGGAAUGGAAUAGCUGCAUGUGCUGUUUUCACAGUCCUUGACAAUUUGGAUGCUGAAAAGCCUGACAUAGGCUGUAGAUUGGGAACUGGCUAUCAGGGUUUCGCAAUAAGUGGACGCAUCAGUGAAUCUCUUAUUAGUUUGAAGGUUCGUGGUUUCGUGGGUAUGUUUUAUGCAUCACGUGGGUCACUUUCACAUCUUGUGUCAAAUGAUUACACUUCCAUCAUCAAAGCCAAGUUUUAUAGUAACAGCAAGAACAUAAGGGUGCAGAGUUGUGGGUAUCAAAUUGUAUCCCAUGAAAAUAUGGAAGAAUUUAUGGAAACAGUGCUGCAAUGUUCAGUCACAUCUCAGACUUUUCAGUUGUCAAAAGAUACGAGUAGAGAAGAAACACCGAAAGAAAAGGAGAACUCCCUCUACUCAAAUAGAAACGGAGAAAAGAUACAAGUAGAGAAGAAGAAAAGGAGCGCUCUCUCUAACCACAUAGAAAAGGAGAAAAGGAAAUCUUCCUGCAGAUCGAUCUGUUGCUUCCUGUGUAAACUCGGUGUCAUUUUUUGGGUAUUCUUAGUUGUUGUUUGUGGGCUUUACUUGAUGGGCUUGGCCCAUGUUGGUUUCCCUUUGUGGAAGACAGUGGGAGCUGCAUGUGGAAGGUUAAUUGUACAUAUGUAGGACAUAUGUAUAUAUGUCUUUGAAAAGGGCAGCCGUCAUGGAUGAUUAGAAGACGAGAAACAAAUUGAAAACCAUCCCAGAAUACUCAUAGAGCCUUCCUCUACUUGUUGGUGACAUAGCUACUCCAUAGUUGAAGCUUCUUCUCUAUUUGAAUCAAGAGAGAGUUAUUCAUGGUUGCUCUCUUUUAGCAAGGGUAUCAAUACAUCGGUUAACAAUAUAACAAGGUUGCGUUUUUUUUUGAGUUCUUGAAUUGAUAAACCAUAGUUACUCAAGUGAAUAACAAAAUUUUGUUGUAAAGAACCAAUUUUAUCCACACAUUUAUCAUAAGCCAUAGUAUCAAUAUCGCAAUCCUAACAAAGUCAUUUUAUUUGUUAGGGUAUGUAUUCAUUGAAAAUAUUAUCAAUAUCGAAAGAUUGAAAAAUUUCA
Rosa rugosa (rugosa rose) is the source of this 5545-nucleotide messenger RNA. RefSeq names its product disease resistance protein RUN1-like. The record is from RefSeq and is a predicted model, not a curated record. Gene Ontology annotation, molecular function: protein binding; ADP binding. The transcript has 11 exons. The coding region runs from base 641 to 5119 and encodes 1492 amino acids. Gene Ontology annotation, biological process: defense response; signal transduction. Lineage: Eukaryota; Viridiplantae; Streptophyta; Magnoliopsida; Rosales; Rosaceae.